AUGGUCCAGCAUUUAGACAGAGAGAUAUUCAAAGGCCUGAAAAAGGUAGAAUACAGGUUAAACAACGGCAAAGAUGAUACUGGGCUGCUCUACCCAAUUUACAACCAUGGCAGAGGAUUCUACUUGGGUCUGUUAUUUUUCCUCGAGUUUUUUGGCAUCUCAGCUGGAAGUACAUGGCCUAUAGAUGCUGGUGCCUGCCAGAAAAUCAUUGACGGAAAGAUCAAGAUGAAGUCUGGUACUGCGGUCAACAGGAUCAUCAAGACCAGCAUCAUCUUCAAGGAUGGUAGUGAGCUACCUGCGGAUAUUAUUAUUGUUGCCACAGGCUUUGAUGACAUCCAUGUUCCAAUGCAGAAAAUUGUCAGCGAGGAUGUCGCCACACUAAUUCCGACUAUCUUUGGUUUAAAUGAAGAAGGUGAACUGCGAGGCCCCUGGCACAAGUCCAAAGACUUGCCUGGCCUGUGGCCCAUGAUGGGUAAUUUUGCUUGGGCUUGCUACUUUUUUAAGAUGAUGGCAUUGCAGAUCAAGGCAAAGAAAGAGGGAUUGUAUGGGACAUGCUAUGCAGCGCCGUCCUUCUAA
Molecule: messenger RNA, 576 nt
Organism: Phanerochaete carnosa HHB-10118-sp
Lineage: Eukaryota; Fungi; Basidiomycota; Agaricomycetes; Polyporales; Phanerochaetaceae
Exons: 5
Coding region: 1-576 (191 amino acids)
Source: RefSeq, a predicted model, not a curated record